AUGAAUGAAAGACUGACUAAAGGUGUGGAGGAGGAGGAAAUUCAUGAAGCACUUUUUUCUAUGAACUCUGAAAAAGCCCCAGGUCAAGAUGGGAUGACUCCUUUGUUCUUCCAAAGGUUCUGGAGUACCAUCAAAUGUGAUGUUAUCCCUGCAAUCAAAGCCUUCUUUUCAUCCGGAUACAUGCUUAAAUCAGUUAAUCAUACUGUCAUAUCCCUGGUCCCUAAAAUGUUGCAUCCAACCAGUUUGAAGAACUAUAGGCCUAUCAGUCUUUGUAGUGUACUCUACAAAAUCAUUUCUAAAAUCCUUGCUAAUCGACUGAAGUCUGUCCUGGAUAAAUGCAUAAGCAAAACUCAAUCUGCCUUCAUCCCAGAUAGACAGAUCCUUGACAAUGUGAUGAUUGCACAUGAAUAUAUGCAUUACCUCAAAAACAAAAGACAAGGAAACUAUGGAUACAUGGCAAUUAAAUUAGACAUGGCAAAAGCAUAUGAUAGGGUAGAGUGGCACUUUUUGCAGGCUAUGAUGGAAAAAAUGGGUUUCUGUCCGGUAUGGAUUAAAUGGAUCAAUAGCUGCUUGAAAACUGUAACUUACUCUUUCAAUUGCAAUGGAGAAGCCAAAGGUUUUGUUACUCCAGGGAGAGGCAUACGACAGGGAGACCCUCUGUCCCCUUAUUUAUUCUUGAUCUGCUCUGAAGGACUAUCAAGUUUGCUGAGGAAGGCUGAAGAGAGUAGCAGAAUUCAGGGAUUAAAAAUCAGCAGGCAAGGACCUGAACUUACCCAUCUUUUCUUUGCUGAUGACUCCCUCAUUUUUUGCAAAGCUGAUAAGCAGCAAGCUACUGAGAUUAUGAAUAUUCUUAAAACCUAUGAAGCUGCCUCAGGUCAAAUGGUCAAUCUAGACAAGUCUGCUGUAUUUUUCAGCAGAAACAUGUUUAGUGAUCAAAGGGAGGAAGUUCGCCAGGCAUUAGGAGGGAUGAAUGAGGCAAAGCAAGGAAAAUACUUAGGUCUCCCUAUGGUGAUUUCAAGAACCAAAGACCAGAUUUUUGGCUUUGUUCGAGAAAACAUUAAAAGGAGACUUCAAAACUGGAAAAGCAAGUUCCUCAGCUCAGCAGGGAAAGAGGUAAUGCUAAAGUCAGUAGCUAUGGCCAUGCCAACGUAUGUCAUGUCAUGCUUUAAGCUAUCAAGGAAACUUUGCAAAGAUAUCAGUGCUCUGAUGGCUAACUUCUGGUGGGGAGAAACAAGUGGCAGAAAUAAAAUGCACUGGACUUCUUGGGAGAGAAUGGCACGAAAGAGGAAUGAGGGAGGACUUGGAUUCAAGGACCUUGAGGCUUUCAAUAAAGCAAUGUUAGGGAAGCAGGUAUGGAGAAUCCUCACCAAGCCAAACCUUCUUGUGAGCAAGGUGCUAAAAGCUAAAUAUUUCCCUAAGGAAUCUAUACUUCAUUGCAAUCCCCCCAAAAGUGCCUCCUGGAUUUGGCAAGGCUUAAUGGGAGCAAGAAGUUUGCUGGAUAAGGGACUGAUUAGGCGAAUUGGCAAUGGCAGGAAUACACGAAUCUGGGAGCAUAAAUGGAUACCAGAGACAAUCUCAGGAAUGCCAAGUACAGUUAAGCCAAACAAUUGUGAUUUGGAAAGAGUGGAUGAGCUCAUUUGCCACAACAGAUGGAACAAGAUCACCAUAUUUAAAGUCUUCAACAGAAAUGAUGCUGAGAGGAUCCUAAGUAUUCCCCUAAGUCUUUCAGGGAGGGAAGACAGCUAUUACUGGCAACCACAGGCAGGUGGGGAGUACACGGUCAAUUCAGGUUACAAAAUCCAAAUGAAGAACAACAGACAAGUAAGGGAGGGUGGUUCAGAGGUAGCUGGUUCGAGUUAUAUAGAGGGGAGUCAGCAAAUGUCACAAAUGUGGAACACACUCUGGCAGCUUAACAUCAAGCACAAAAUCAAGCUCUUCAUUUGGAAAUGUAUACAAGGAGCUUUACCAGUGAGAGAAGCCGUGAGUAGAAGAACAAAAAUAGGAGAUCCAAUAUGCAGAACCUGUGGUGAGGCACAGGAAACAGUUGAACAUCUAUUGCUAACAUGCCCCCACACGGUUGACAUUUGGAAGGCAUCACCUAUUCACUGGGAGGGGGCUCAGGAUCAGCAGGGAGAUUUCAGAAGAUGGUGGUUUAGAAUCUCAGAAGCAAGGGCAAGACCAGAAGGGAAGGAACAUAUUGGAUUAACGGCAAAUAUCUUGUGGCAAAUAUGGAAAGAUAGGAAUAAGAAGGAGUUUGAGAGCUCAACUAGAUCACCACCACUGAGAACAGUAGAGAAAGCACAUAGAGAGUGGCUGGAGCAAGUGGAAGUAGAGAAAUCAAAAGAUAGAACGAGCACAGAAGAAACAGACCACAUGCAUGAUCAACAAAGCCAAGGCAAUGAAGCUCAGGGAGCUAUGAUCAUGGACCUGUCAACAGCUACAAGGAAAGGUCAAAACAAUCUAGGCAUUGGAGUAACAGUUAGAACAACUACAGGCACCAAGAUUGCAGAAUGGAAGCUGAAAGAAAGAAGCCUGGGGAACCAAAGCCUAGAUGAUGCAUUAGCUUUAAAGUUAGUCCUGUGUAAAGCUGCGCAAUAUCGUUGGAACAGAAUCAAGCUCAAUUUUGCCAACAAGGAGCUGCUGAAACAACUAACAAAAACACAGCCUAUGGGGAGCAGAAUGGCUACAUUGCUGGAGGAUAUUGUGAAUGUGAAAAAACUGUUUUGCAUGUGCUCCUUUUGCUUGAGUAGGGAAGAAAAUAUGAUAGAUAGUAGAAAAUUAAGUGUUGAUGCUUUAGGCAUUAUUGUGGAUGAGGAAAGGAAUGUUCCUCAGUGUCUUUGA
Messenger RNA from Coffea eugenioides, 2841 nucleotides. RefSeq lists its product as uncharacterized. NCBI's taxonomy places the organism in Eukaryota, Viridiplantae, Streptophyta, Magnoliopsida, Gentianales, Rubiaceae. The transcript has a single exon. The record is from RefSeq and is a predicted model, not a curated record. The coding region runs from base 1 to 2841 and encodes 946 amino acids.